AGAAGCAUUAAAUAAAUUGAAAAAAGAAAAAGACGAUAAAAAAGUAUGGGUAAAUCUUGGUGAAUUUUUUAUAAAGAUGGAUAAGGAUAAUCAAAAAAGUCUUGAAUCGGGAAUUUCUUCAUUACGAGAAAAUGUUAAAGAGAAAAUGGCUGAAUUGGAGAAAUUGGAAACGGGUGAUGAUAAAAUUUCGAAAGGAUUUAAAUUACGUGGAAUGUCUUCAAGUGAAUUGUAUAAUAUUACAAAAGAAUAA
Molecule: messenger RNA, 250 nt
Organism: Racocetra fulgida
Lineage: Eukaryota; Fungi; Glomeromycota; Glomeromycetes; Diversisporales; Gigasporaceae
Source: the annotation of a GenBank genome assembly